GAGUGCAUCCCAUCUAGACAUUUGCACAUUAUGACUUAGAGCUAUUGGCAACAGUGCACCUGCGAUAUAACCCAAAACAAUCGUUAAAACUUGACGACUUGAAGUGAGGUGUGUCAUCGCUUUCAAAAAUGCACGCAUCUAACUUGGUUUCAUGUGAAGACUUCGCAGCGUUCAUCAAUAGACAGAGAUUAUUAGUUGAUCAACUUUUAAUCGUCGAAAAUAAUCGUAAGACACGUGUUACACAUGAAACGGACGAUAUUGAAAAGGACGAACGCGAGGGAAGUUUAACUUUGAGAGACGAUAAGCAGAAGAGAGAGACUAAAAAAUUUCGCGGCAAGGAGAGCAUCUUUAAACGUCCUGAGGGCCCUGCACCACGCGCGAAUUUUAGAAAUAUUCCGGACUAUCACAGGAAUCCACACAAAUGGGUCAAGUAUAGUUUGGAUGAUGUAUCCAGCGAAGACAUGACAGAACGCAGCAAUAUGCAAGCUGCCAUGUCAUUUCUGAAAGAACUAAAGGCACGCAAGGAAAAGGAAGAGGUUGAUCAAUGCGAAGAGAAGAUGGAUAUUGAACCUGAAUCAGAUUUGCAGGAUUCUGUGAAGUUUAAAUCUAAGAAACGUACAUCAACAUCGCAACUAAAGUUUAGAAAACCUCAGACAAAAGAUACGGCAGAAGACUCUAAAAAUGUUAAAGACAGUAAACUAGUAUUCAAAAGUAGUAAGAUUAUCUUGCCAGAGUAUGUGGUUGGACAGAGACCGAAGAAAAUAUCUAAACAGAAUAGACCUGUAGUUAAAGUUGAUCGUUCAAAAGAACUUAGAUUAGAUCAUUUACAUGAACCAGAUGAGGAAGAAGAUAACAAAGAUGUAUAGUGUGUAAAACUAUUGUAUAUAUUACAGAUAUAUGUAAGGAUUAAUCAUAGAUAUACUUUUUAGUUGAAAUAUCAAAAUGCACAACUAUUAUAAUCUUUAGAAG
Camponotus floridanus (Florida carpenter ant) is the source of this 969-nucleotide messenger RNA. RefSeq lists its product as uncharacterized. NCBI's taxonomy places the organism in Eukaryota, Metazoa, Arthropoda, Insecta, Hymenoptera, Formicidae. Bases 129 to 866 code for a protein of 245 amino acids. The record is from RefSeq and is a predicted model, not a curated record. The transcript has 2 exons.